Molecule: messenger RNA, 705 nt
Organism: Talaromyces rugulosus
Lineage: Eukaryota; Fungi; Ascomycota; Eurotiomycetes; Eurotiales; Trichocomaceae
Exons: 2
Coding region: 1-705 (234 amino acids)
Source: RefSeq, a predicted model, not a curated record
AUGGCACCAACAAUUCUCUUUGUCCCUGGCUUCUGGGAGGGCUCAACCGUCUUCAGCCCCGUCUCUUCCCUCCUAACCACCGAUGGAUUCAAGAACGAGACAGCUGUUCUCCCCAGUACUGGAACCACGUCGCCAGGUAACCCUGGAAUGAAGGAUGAUAUUGCCGCCAUCCGUAAACACCUCCAAGGCCUGGUCUCACAGGGAGAAGAUGUUGUGCUGGUAUUACAUUCAGCCGGUGGAUUCCUUGGGAGUGAGGCAAUGGAAGGCUUAACCAAAAAGGAUCGUCAAGGAGAGAACGGAGGAGUGAUUGGUAUUGUGUUUUUGUCCGGGGCUGUUUUCCCCGAGGGAUAUGAGCAUCAACCACUACCUUUUGCAGUUGUUGACGGCGGUGCCUCUCACUGUGCACAGCCCGAGACUCUUCUUUUCGCUGAUCUAUCCGACGACGAGAAAACCAAAUGGCUCGCAGAACUAAAGCCUCAGCCGGCGCAGGGCUGGGACGACAAAGUCGCAUAUGCAGGCUGGAAAGACGUCCCCAGUGUGUAUCUAGUUUGCGAGGGAGAUAAUGCAUUGCCAGUGCCUCUACAAGAGCAAUUAGCUGGCUUGGCAGGUAGCAAAGUAGAGCGAUGCAGUGCAGGCCAUAUACCGCAACUUAGUCAACCUGCAAGGGUGGUAGAAGUUAUCAAGGCUGCUUGUGUCACUUUUUAG